Molecule: messenger RNA, 3940 nt
Organism: Phalacrocorax carbo (great cormorant)
Lineage: Eukaryota; Metazoa; Chordata; Aves; Suliformes; Phalacrocoracidae
Source: RefSeq, a predicted model, not a curated record
GCCCCGCCCCCGUGCGCGCUGAGGUCACGCGCCGGCGGCGCUGUCAGCGCCGUCCCCGGCGGGGCGGGAAGAUGGCGGCCGGCGGCGGGGGCGGGGGCGGCGGCGAGGGCGGCGGCAGCGGCGGGGGGGGCGGCCUCCUAUUGCCGGCAGGUGCGAGCCCUUCCCCCGCGCCCCGAGGGGAGCUCUGAGCCCCCCCCACGCGCCCCGCGAUGAGCGGCAAGGAGCCCACCGAGGUCUCUGACAGGAGCCACCUGAAGGUUUUCCUGCCCCGGAAGCUGGUGGAGUGUCUGCCCAAAUGCCCCGUCCUGCCCAAGGAGCAGCUGCGCUGGAACACCAACGAGGAGAUCGCCUCCUACCUGAUCACCUUCGAGAAACAUGACGAGUGGCUCUCCUGCUCCCCCAAGACCAGGCCACAGAACGGCUCCGUCAUCCUCUACAACCGGAAGAAGGUGAAAUACCGCAAGGACGGUUACUGCUGGAAGAAGCGCAAGGACGGCAAGACCACCCGCGAGGACCACAUGAAGCUGAAGGUGCAGGGGGUGGAGUGCCUCUACGGCUGCUACGUCCACUCCUCCAUCGUCCCCACCUUCCACCGCCGCUGCUACUGGCUGCUGCAGAACCCCGACAUCGUCCUGGUGCAUUACCUGAACGUGCCGGCGGCGGAGGAGUGCGGCCGCCCCUGCGGCCCCCCGCUUUGCGCCGGGGGCCCCCCGCUUUGCGCCGCCGCCGCCGACCCCCGCGAGUGGCUCAAGUGGUCGCAGGAGGAGCUCGUCGCCCAGCUCCGCCCCAUGUUUCACGGGCUGAAGUGGGGGUGCGGGAACGGGGGGGGGACCCCGGGCGGGCUCUCGCUGGAGCAGCUGGUGCAGCACGUCCUGGAGAGUCACCAAGCGCGGCCGCCCCCCCGCACCCACGCCUGCCUCUGCGCCGGGGGGCUGGGCACGCCGGGUCACAAGUGCGGCAGCACCAAACACCGCAUCAUCUCCCCCAAAGUGGAGCGGGGGGGCGGGGGGGGGGCGGCGGCCCCCGAGCCCCCCAAAGCCGCCCCCUCCUCCCCCGACACCACCCAGCCCUCCCCCGGCCUGGGGGGGGCCCCCCCCGACCCGCCCCCCCCCGCCUUUCCCCCCACUCUCCCCCUUUUAGUAGUGACUAAUUUAGGGGGGGCGGCCCCGGGGGGUCCCGAAAACCCCCUGGGUCUGACCCCCAGCCAACACCUGGUGACCCCCGAGAGCGCCUGCCCCACAGCGCUGCCCCAUGGCGCUGUGGGGCUGCCCCAUGGCGCGCCCCCCGCCGCCUUCGACCCCGACUGUUUCCUCAACAGCCCCCGCCGGGGGCAAACCUACGGCUGCGAGGCCGAAGCCCCCCCCGGGGCGCCCCCCCCGGCACCCCCAAAAUUAGGGGUUGAGGAGGAGGAGGAGGAAGAGGAGGGUGAGGAGGGGGUGGCGGUGACCCCCUCGCAGCCCCCCUUCGCCCUCCCCUUCCCCGACCUGCUCCCAGGCGACGUCGGGGUCCCCCCCACCCCGCAGGGGCCCCCCGCCACCCCCCGCACCCCCCCUUCCCCCCCCGCCGCCGAACCCCCCGUCGCCAUCACCGAUUUCUCCCCGGAAUGGUCGUACCCCGAGGGUGGGGUGAAGGUGCUGAUCACGGGGCCGUGGGGUGCCGGCGCCUACAGCUGCCUCUUCGACCGGGUGUCGGUACCGGCCGCCCUGGUCCAACCGGGCGUCCUGCGCUGCUACUGCCCCCCUCACGAGGCGGGCGUGGCCGCCCUGCGCGUGGCCUGUCCCCCCCGGCUGCUCUCGGCCGCGGCGCCCUUCGAGUACCGGGCGCGGGGGGGGGCGGGGGGCCCCCCCGGAACGCAGCUGGACUGGCUGGCGCUUGACGAGGCCCAGUUCCGUCUGUCCAUCCUGGAGCGGCUGGAGCAGCUGGAGACGCGGCUGGGCGCCCUCCCCCCCCCGCGGGGGAACCCCCCGGACACGCCCCCCGAGCAGGGGCCGGCGUCCUCCUUCGAGGCGCGGGUGGUGGCCGUCUGCGAGGCCAUGAUGGCGCGGCCGGGCUGGCCGGGGACGGCGUCGGGGACCUCGGGGACAUCGUCGGGGACGUCGGCGUCGGGGAAGUCGGCGUCGGGGACGGCGCUGCCCCACGGGGCCACCUUCCGCGGGAUGACGCUGCUGCACCUGGCGGCCGCCCAGGGCUACGCCGGGCUGGUGGAGGCCCUGCGGCGCUGGCGGGCGCUGGCUGCCGACAGCCUGGAGCUGGAGCAGGAGGUCGACCCCCUCAACGUGGACCAUUUCUCCUGCACCCCCCUGAUGUGGGCGUGCGCCCUGGGUCACCGGGAGGCGGCGGAGCGGCUGUGCCGCUGGGACCGCCGGGCGCUGGCCGUCCCCGACACCCUGGGGCGGCUCCCGCUGGGCCUGGCCCGCGCCCGCGGCCACCUGGGCCUCGUCACCCGCCUGGAGGAGCUGCAGCCGCAGCCGGCCCCCGCCUCCCCCCGCCCGCCCCCCGCCGGCCCGCGCCCGCCCUCCCCGCUCUCCGCCAGCCCCGACACAGGGCUGAGCACCGCCAGCAGCCCCUCCUCCCCCUCGGGGCUCUCGGAAGGUCCCGGCUCCGUCCCGCUGCCCCCCGCCCCCCCCGGCCCCCCCGAGGACGAGGGCUGGGGGCCGCCCCUCCCCCCCAGCCCCCCCGACGCCGACGACGCCCUGACCCCGCCCACCGACGCCCUGCAGGCGGACGUGGUGACGCUGGCCCGGCAGAUCAUCGAGGCCACGCCCGAGCGCAUCAAACAGGAGGCGCCGGGGGGGCCCCCCGGGAGAGCGGCGACGUCAGCGAUGACGUCAGCGGGGGCAGCCGUGACGUCAGCGGCGACGUCAGCGGGGCUGGGCGCGGCCAUGGCCUGGCUGGCCACCUACCUGGAGAGCGUCGACCGCCCCCCCGCGCCCCCCCCCAGAGCGGAGGCGCCGUGUCGGGGUUCGCCGGGGGUCCCCGAAAAGCCGCCGCCGCCGCCCCCCCCGCCUUCGGCGGCCGGCUGGGCCGAGUUCCUCAACGCCUCGGGGGGGGCGCGGGGGGAGGGCGCCGUCGCCCUCCUCACCCUCUCCGACCAGGAGCAGCACGAGCUCUACGAGGCCGCCCGCCUCGUCCAGGGCGCCUUCCGCAAGUACCGGGGUCGGCGGCUGAAGGAGCAGCAGGAGCUGGCGGCCGCCGUCAUCCAGCGCUGCUACCGCAAGUAUAAGCAGCUCACCUGGAUUGCUCUGAAGUUCGCGCUCUACCAGCGGAUGACGCGCGCCGCCAUCCUCAUCCAGAGCAAGUUCCGCAGCUACGCGGAGCAGAAGCGCUUCCAGCGGCGGCGGCGCGCGGCGCUCCUCAUCCAGCAGCGCUUCCGCAGCCUCCGCGAGCACCGGCGCCUGCAGCCGCCGCCGCGCCCCGCCGCCGGGCCCGCCGCCGCCCCGCCCGCGCGCCGCCGCGGCACCUUCCUGACCCUGCGGCAGGACCAGGCGGCCCGGAGGAUCAUGCGGUUCCUGCGGCGCUGCCGCCACCGGAUGGAGGAGCUGAAGCAGAGCAAGGAGGUGGACAGUUUACAGAAGCGGGGCCUGGCCUCGUGACACCCCCCGCCCCUCCCCCACCCCUCCCCCACCCCCCACGGGGGACCCAGGCGUCCGGGGGGGCUCCCCUCCCCCUCCCACCCCCCGGGGGCUCCCCACGCCCCACGGGGGACCCCCCACCCCCCUGCAGGCUUCGCCUUAUCUCGCUGUGUCUGGUCACCCGGGUGCCUGGGUCCCCCCCGGGGGGAAGGGGGGCUCGGGGGAAGGGGGGGAGAGGGGGCUGAGCCACCCCCCGCCCCUCCCCCCACGCUCCUCUACGCCCCCCCGCAUGCCCCCCCCCGCCCUGCGUGGGCUCUUUGUACAAAGUUCCAUUAAAAAGCGAGAAAGCGGGAAUUAAAACAAAAAAA